CACUAGUGGUAUUGUUAAACAAAACAAACAUUACUUUUUUUUAUACUUCUUUAAUCAUGAACCUGGCAAUCGAAUGAUGUGACGCAUGUGCCAUGUAAAUCUUUUUCUUUCUUUUACAUUUUUUAAUCAUUAUUUAACUAAACCUAUUUGGAAAUAACAAUCGGGACGUCACCCAUGGAUGUUUUUUUUCCUUUCACAUCCAAUCCAAUUACAAGUCUGAACUUGUAAAUCGAUGCUGACUGCGCAAAACACCCAAGAGGUCACGGUCUAUUAUAAACGCUUCCAUGGUAUAGCAUAUGUUUCAUAACCCCUUGAUCAAAAUAACACUGAACGAAGACUGGAGUUUAACAUAGUGUCGUUGUCAUACACCUUUUCGUUUAUUUUGUAACCGCCAUCUUUUCUUAUCAGGCAUGCUAGGUAUUUAAAUGAAUCAGUAACCCUAUCGGAAAUGCCUCAGUUGUCAAGAACGCCAUUUUCCAACACCACAGCCUUUCAGCCAUUUUAACUUUCUUUCCCAUAAGCAACCUAAUUACGGACGUGUAUUAUAAAUAUGCGAUAUAAAAAAUAAUCCUACAUAUUAAUGUAUAUUUUCCUUUAUAUUAUUUGAUAUACUCUUCUUUAUUAUACAUAUUAUGAAUAGUAUUAUGAUAAAAUGUUAUAAUUUGUUAAGAUAUAAGCUGGUUAAAACGGUUUAAAGGUUUUUGUAUUAUAGUUCCACUCGUUUUAGCGUAUGAAUAUCAUUAACGGUGACGCGAAGAGGCUGGCAACAGUUGCCGUAGGAAUAAACGCCAUAGACACCGUAGCUGUGACGACUGUUACCCACCAACAACUCGACCUAAGGGUGGGCUGGGCAAAUGGCUACCCAGACCUACAUAACUGACUUACAGGCGAUGAACUCGACUACAGUUCAAGUACAACAUAAUAACCAGAAUACUGCUGCCUCUGUGACAAAAUCUACAGCUGGAGGAACCAUUCACCAAACAACUGGGCAGAAAAUGGCACAGGCCACCACCAUUAUUCAGCCGGCACAGGCUCACUCUGGCCAGCAGUUUAUUGUUACUACAUCAUCCGUUUCAGACGGUGUUGAAUCCGGACAGGAUGCGAUCACGCUCCAGGGUGGCCAGACCGUGUACCCAGCUCACGUACAGUACGUAGAUGGCUCUGAUCCCAGUAUCUACGCAAGUGCCAAUGGGCAAAUGCACAAUUAUCAGGACUAUGGUCAGAACGCCAUGUACACACCAGUCUCGGGGACAUACUACCACACAGCUGGACAGGUGGCGUCGGGCAUGGUUCCAGUGGGUUCCACGGUGCAAACUGUUCAGGGUCAGAUAAUUCAGCAGGGUUCAGGCACAUAUCUCAUUCAGAGCGGCACAAUGGAUGGGGAAGGUACUCCCCUCACCCACACAACCAGAGCCUCACCAGCUACUAAAUAUCAUGGAGUUUAUGAAGUUCAGUGGCUGUUGGACAAUUAUGAAACCGCAGAGGGUGUGAGUCUGCCACGAAGUACACUAUAUUAUCACUAUCUUCGACACUGCCAAGAGCAGAAUCUUGAUCCCAUGAAUCCAGCUUCAUUUGGAAAAUUGAUUCGCUCUGUUUUUCUUGGGUUAAGAACAAGACGUUUAGGCACGAGAGGUAAUUCCAAGUACCAUUAUUAUGGUAUACGCAUUAAGGCAAACUCGCCAUUGAAUCAGUUUACCGAUGACCAGACAAUGGCUAUGAGACAGCAGCCUAUGUAUCAGAGUAAAAAGUUAACAAAUUGUAAAAUGGAAGGCGAUGGUGACUCCAUUGGUCAAGGCAGUAACACAUCUGGAACACAAGAGCCUACACAACCACAGAAUCAGCAUCAUCAAUUUCUGGGUGAUGCAUCAGCUGCCAUACCGAACUUCGAAGACAUCGAUACAUCAGCCGAGCCACUACCUGAAGGCGUCACCCCUGCUGAUGUCAGGACAUUUCAGAAAAUAUAUAGGGAACAUGCAGAAGCUGUUCUUGAUGUUGUGGUAAAUUUACAGUUCUCAUUAAUUGAGGCACUAUGGCAGGGAUUUUGGAGAAAUCAGCCUGAACAAAAUAUUGCUGAAAGUGAAUUUGAAAAGAGGUUACCCAGGGAUAAAUUGUUUAUAUUGUGUAAAUACGAACCAGUCAGGAAGUACGUAAAAAGAUCUGAUUACGCCUUUUACCAAGCUUUAGUGGAGGUUCUGAUCCCUGAUGUUUUGCGUCCCAUACCAAGUUCAUUGACACAGGCUAUUAGAAAUUUUGCAAAAAGCUUGGAAAAUUGGUUGAAAGGUGCCAUGGCUGUAGUUCCAGAAGAAAUGGUAAAAACCAAGGUUGGUGCUGUUAGUGCCUUUGCUCAGACAUUACGGAGGUACACGUCUUUGAAUCACCUCGCACAAGCAGCUAGAGCGGUUCUACAGAACACAUCGCAGAUCAAUCAGAUGCUGACUGAUCUCAACAGAGUGGAUUUUCUUAACGUCCAGGAGCAGGCUUCGUGGGUAUGUCAAUGUGAUGACUCAGUGGUGCAACAGCUGCAGGAAGACUUCAAGAAGACACUGAAACAACAGAACUCGCUCGAACAGUGGGCCGUCUGGUUAGAGAGUGUUGUGAAUCAGGUUCUUCAGCCACAUGAGGGCAGUACUAACUUCCCCAAGGCAGCACGACAGUUUUUACUCAAAUGGUCCUUUUAUAGUUCAAUGGUAAUCAGGGAUUUGACCUUGCGAAGUGCUGCAAGUUUUGGAUCUUUUCAUCUGAUUCGAUUGUUAUAUGACGAAUACAUGUUUUACCUAGUGGAACACAAGGUAGCCAGAGCUACUGGAGAAACACCAAUUGCUGUCAUGGGAGAAGUGAGACAGUUCAUAGAUUUGAGUAGUGCUAUUGCAAUGAGUACGCUGGAAUGUGAAAAGCCUCCAACUCCACCAGCUAAGAAUCCUGUAACUAUGGCACCUGUGCGAAGUAUGGAGCACAAAACUGUUAUGCUAGUGACGUCUAUCGCUGGGACAGGCAGUUCCAGCACACCAGGAACAAUAAGUGUACGACCUACUUCAAAUGGAAUAGGAGGAAACAAUGUCAAUAUGACCAACUCGAACACUAGCACAGUUGUUGUACUGUCUGCGAAUACGACGGCAGGUUCUGGUACAGGCACAAACACGAUAACAGGUUCUUCUGGAUCAACUCCUACUGCUGUCACUGUGCGAACGGCUUCGUCAGGUGGCCCCAAUGCAAAGACCCACACAAUUCUUGUUAUGCCUGUUCCAUCAACUGGAGCUGGAGAAGGGUCAACAAUUAAACGCCUUAAAACAGAAUAGUAUGGGGGAGAAAUCAACUUGCAUUUGCACAAAGAAAUUUUCUAUUCUAUUUAACUUAUUUAUUUAAAAAAAAAAUGAAAUGAAAACCUUUUUAUUGUUUUAGCUAGGAGUAAGUCAUUUCAUGUAUGUCAUAUCAUGUCACAUUAUUACUUAUCUUGCAUUGUCACUUGCAUAGUUUUAAAUAAUACCUGGGUUAUGUACUUGAGAUUGAUGAGUGGGGGGCUAUUUUCUGUUUGAUUUCUUUAAAACAAUUUCUUUCUUUAUGGUAAUCUAUCUCCAUAAUUUUUACAAAAUAAAAACAUAGGGUUGGAAGUUUUAGGAAGUUGUCAUGGCCAAUUUGUUUGCUGGCUGAUAUAAACAAUUUUACGUCCUUUUUAGCAAUAGUAGGGAGAAAUAUUUUGCUACCAUUUUUGUCUUGUAAGCAUCUAAACUCUACUUUGACUUUAAAUCUCCUUGGUCAGAAUUGUGUGUACACAAUUGCUAAACGUUAAUUAAAAUGAGACUGGGACCCCAAUUAAUUAAAUUUGUAUACAGUUUGUGUAAUUUUAAAAGUCAUAUUAUACUUUCAAGUGUUGGAGUCUAGUCUCCGUUUUGUUAGUAGAAGACUGAGGGGGACACUGGUUGGGGGUGGGAUAGUUUUAUGGGUUAUUGUGAAUAUAUAUUUAGCCAUUUGUGCCUUUUAAUGAUCCCUUAUCAAAAGAAGUUAAAAUUGACUUAUGGCGAGUCUAGUAGAAAGUAUGUCGAUAGAAUGUAGUUUUCAAAUUCAUCUUUGUAACAAUUAUAGAAAUCUCAACUAUGUUGGGCAGGGCUACGUAUUACUCAAAAAUUGUGGUUUUCUGACCAGAAUUUUAAAAAAACCCCACUAUGAUUCAUAUCCCAAUAUUUGGUGAUUUUCAUUGUUGGUAAAACGAUCAAAUUUAUUAUCAAAUUAGCUCUCAUAAUCCACUAUCAAUCCCUGAAAAUGACCUCGACUUGCCACCAUUGUUGUCACGUGAAAAUACUUGCUAAAAACCACUUUUUCAACUCUAAAUUACAAGUUAUUUUUCAAAGAAAAAAACCACCUAAAGAUGCAGGAAGCUGGAUUGACACUUCUGUUUCCUGUUAUAAAAGUCUUUCCAGUGAGUGCGGUAUGCAAAACGGCGGGAAAUAUGAAUUGGGGAAUACAGUGUACAGUAUGUCGACUGGCGUGACGUCGGGUGAGAUAUCUCGCCUGCAGUAGUCAGAAGGUUUAGCUACUUGAUCUAAUGUAUUGUUUUUUAAAUGGAUCAUUUAUUUACUCCGAAAUCAUAGGACUUAGUCUUUGGGUUUUUUUGUUUGGGGGGGGGGGUUAUAAUGUCCUUAGUUUUGUAAUAUAGUAAGUACAACUGAUGUUCAUAUUCUGUUAAUGAAGUGAUACAGUUUUACAUAGGAUCAUGGGUGUAUGAGGCUUGAUGCUGAAGCUUGACUGUUUUAUGUAUAGAAUGGUUAAAUUGAAUGUUACUGAGGGUUGACUAAUGGACAUUUGGGGGUGGGAUUGGCUGAAUUACCCUGACCCUGCCUCUUAUACUUCAGUACCAAUCUAAUUAAAAUUAGCUCCACUAUUACAUGUGGAUCUAACACCAGCCAGUUGGAGCUC
Messenger RNA from Gigantopelta aegis, 4911 nucleotides. Its product is annotated as DNA-binding protein RFX2-like. Gene Ontology annotation, molecular function: DNA-binding transcription factor activity, RNA polymerase II-specific; RNA polymerase II cis-regulatory region sequence-specific DNA binding. Lineage: Eukaryota; Metazoa; Mollusca; Gastropoda; Neomphalida; Peltospiridae. The transcript is spliced from 17 exons. The coding region runs from base 855 to 3296 and encodes 813 amino acids. The record is from RefSeq and is a predicted model, not a curated record. Gene Ontology annotation, biological process: regulation of transcription by RNA polymerase II.